CGCCGCCGCCGCCGCCGUGGUUUGGCGAGGGGCGGCCGCGGCCUGUGUCGCCCGGCAGCUGCCGCCGCCGCCGCGGGGAGUGAGGGCGGGUGAGCGGGGGCCUGGUUGUUCUUACUUUCUUCCUUAACGGCUCCCGAAGAAGCGCAGGAGCAGGCCGGUUUGAUGGAGCUCAGGCUGUGAGGAUUCCUGCUGCAGCUGGAUCUCAGGCCUCUGCAAACACGGUUCGUGUUUUGGCAUCAGAGUCAGGAGGAGCUGAGCCAUAAAGGAAGGAGAAAGCAGAAGUGGUGAAGGUCACUGGCUACGGUCUUGCGAUGUGACUUGUUGCCUUUCUAGGUGCAUUUGAAAUCACAAUUAAAAUGGAUAUCCGAGGUGCUGUAGAUGCUGCUGUCCCAACAAACAUCAUUGCUGCCAAAGCUGCUGAAGUUCGGGCAAAUAAAGUGAAUUGGCAGUCAUAUCUUCAAGGACAGAUGAUUUCUGGUGAAGACUGUGAAUUUAUUCAAAGAUUUGAACAGAAAAGAAAUCCAGAAGAAAAACAGGAGCUGUUGCAAACAGAAGGCAAUCAAUGUGCUAAAACAUUUAUAAACUUGAUGACUCAUAUCUCCAAGGAACAGACAGUUCAGUACAUUCUGACUAUGGUUGAUGAUAUGCUGCAAGAAAAUCAUCAACGUGUUUGUAUUUUCUUUGAUUAUGCAAAGCGUGGUAAAAACACUGCAUGGUCUUACUUUCUGCCGAUGCUGAAUCGCCAAGAUCUUUUCACUGUGCAUAUGGCAGCAAGAAUUAUUGCCAAAUUGGCUGCUUGGGGGAGAGAACUUAUGGAAGGAAGUGACUUGAAUUACUACUUCAACUGGAUUAAAACACAGCUCAGUUCCCAGAAACUACGUGGUACAGGGGGUUCUGUGGAAGCAGGAACAGUCUCCACGAGUGAUAGUUCCCAGUAUGUACAAUGUGUUGCUGGAUGUCUGCAGUUGAUGCUCAGGGUCAAUGAAUAUCGCUUUGCUUGGGUAGAAGCAGAUGGGGUGAACUGUAUCAUGGGGGUCUUGAGCAACAAAUGCGGCUUCCAGCUCCAAUACCAGAUGAUUUUCUGCGUGUGGCUGCUGGCAUUUAGCCCUCAAAUGUGCGAAUAUCUCCGUCGAUACAAUAUUGUUCCAGUAUUGUCAGAUAUUCUUCAGGAAUCGGUCAAGGAGAAAGUGACUAGAAUCAUCCUUGCAGCAUUUCGGAAUCUGUUAGAGAAAUCUACAGAGAGAGAAACUCGCCAAGAAUAUGCACUUGCCAUGAUUCAGUGUAAAGUUUUAAAGCAGCUAGAGAAUUUGGAUCAGCAGAAAUACGAUGAUGAAGACAUAAGUGAAGAUAUCAAAUUUCUGCUGGAGAAGCUUGGUGAGAGUGUGCAGGACCUUAGCUCAUUUGAUGAAUACAGUUCUGAACUCAAGUCAGGAAGAUUGGAGUGGAGUCCUGUACACAAGUCUGAGAAGUUUUGGCGUGAGAAUGCUGUAAGAUUAAAUGAGAAGAAUUAUGAACUACUCAAAAUCCUGACAAAACUUCUGGAGGUUUCUGAUGACCCACAGGUGCUGGCUGUAGCUGCUCAUGAUGUGGGAGAAUAUGUACGACACUAUCCCCGAGGGAAACGAGUGAUUGAACAACUUGGUGGUAAACAGCUUGUAAUGAACCAUAUGCAUCACGAAGACCAACAAGUUCGUUAUAAUGCACUACUGGCUGUGCAGAAGCUGAUGGUUCACAACUGGGAGUACCUUGGGAAGCAGUUGCAGUCAGAACAACCUCAAACGGCCACUGCACGGAGCUAAGUACUUCAAUUGAUGCAUCACAGUUCUUUCUUCAUGCUGAUAACUGGAAUAUGUUUGUCUUUAAUAUCAAGAAAACAGUUUGGUCACAACUGCUACUAGAGCGUAAACUUUCCGCUACUAGAGUGUAAACUUUCCAGCUAUCCUCUAGUGUUGUUGGCUUAGUAAAACUUGUUUGUUGUCUGAUGAAUAUGCAUAUUAGCUUCCUGCUACAUUCUGAAUGUAUCUGAGUCAAUAUGGCUUAUGUAUGGCUCUUGUUUAUGUAUUUAUUCUCAUAAUAAAGAUUGUUAUUAAGAAAUAUUAAUUCCAAAUCACAA
Rhea pennata is the source of this 2113-nucleotide messenger RNA. RefSeq names its product ATPase H+ transporting V1 subunit H (gene ATP6V1H). The transcript has 14 exons. The record is from RefSeq and is a predicted model, not a curated record. NCBI's taxonomy places the organism in Eukaryota, Metazoa, Chordata, Aves, Rheiformes, Rheidae. Gene Ontology annotation, cellular component: vacuolar proton-transporting V-type ATPase, V1 domain; lysosomal membrane. Gene Ontology annotation, biological process: proton transmembrane transport. Gene Ontology annotation, molecular function: proton-transporting ATPase activity, rotational mechanism. The coding region runs from base 357 to 1799 and encodes 480 amino acids.